Cotesia congregata is the source of this 333-nucleotide messenger RNA. NCBI's taxonomy places the organism in Eukaryota, Metazoa, Arthropoda, Insecta, Hymenoptera, Braconidae. The record is from the annotation of a GenBank genome assembly.
GCUGACUGGUCUUUGGUCUGCUUGUUGGCUCUGGCUGGAGAACGGGCCCCACUGCCACCACCUUCCUGCGCAGACGCCACUCCGAGUCGUUCGCUGAUUAGACUCCGUAAUCUCGCGGAGUCCAGGUGGCAGCCGCUGCCAAUUAUUCUGUUGUACGGAAGACCGCUUACUUUCCAUGUUACCCAAGACAAAAUAUCAACUAAAGGAUUUGUUACUACAAGAAAAACAGCGUUAGGACUGUAUUGCACCAAAGGAGGCACGAUAUUUUUGAUAAUGUUAACGUUUUUUUGCACCAACUCCAGUCGCGUUUCUCCUUUGAUUUGCCGAGCACCC